UUUCUCAAGAACCAGAAACGGACCUCUGUCGGAAAACGUUUAGAUUCUGACCCUCGCCACCUCCUUCACCAUGUCUGAAUGGAUUCGCGUUCUCGCCGCGUUCGUGUUCUGCUUCCAUACUUCAAUCGCAGAGAUUUUGGUGACUCAGGACCCUACGUCCAUCUCCACUUCUCCGGGGAAAACGGUCAAGAUGACUUGUACCCUCUCAGGAGCCCAGAUGAGCAGCUCCUUCACUAGCUGGUACUGGCAAAAGACCGGCAGCGCCCCGGUCCUUGUGUGGUAUGAGAGCACCAGAGCUUCUGGAAUUCCAGAUCGAUUCACCGGUACCGUGGAUGAUCCGAACAAUAUGAUGCACCUGACCAUCACCAACCUGCGAGCUGAGGAUGUCGCUGAUUAUUACUGUGCAGUGGCACUCUCUGGUGUAAUUACAUUCGGGAAAGGAACCAAACUGAAUCUGAGCAGUCCCCAGCCUCCCGCGGUGUCAGUCCUUGGGCCUUCAGAGGAAGAAAUCGCGGGAAAGGGCACCGCCACUCUGGUGUGUUUGGUGAACGGGUUUAACCCGGGCGUUGUGGACAUUGAGUGGACGGUGGACGGCAGUGCGAGAAGUGAUGGCGUCGACACAGGCCGAGCCCAGCAGGAUCACGACAACACGUUCAGUACCAGCAGUUACCUGACUCUGCCAGCCGCCUACUGGAACUCACACGAGCUUUACUCCUGUGUGGUUAAACACGAGACUCAGACAAACCCACUGAAGACAAACAUCGCCAGAUCUGUUCAUAAGGUGCGGACUCCCAAGAGCCAAGAAUCAGAUUUCUGUCGAUCACCAGUUGCACCUUUCGCUUGGGACCCCGCACUGUCACUCGCCAUGGCUGAAUGGGUUCGUGGACUGGCCGUACUAGUGUUAUUUCUUCGCACCACAAGCGCAGAGGUGAUAGUUACCCAGGGCGCGUCUAUCUCAACAUUCCCGGGGCAAACCGUCAAAAUCACCUGCACCCUGUCAGAAGGCACUUUAUCCUAUCCGAGCUGGUACUGGCAGAAACGCGACAACGUUCCAGUCUUGGUGUGGUAUGGCAGCACCAGAGCUUCCGGAAUACCUGAUCGAUUUACCGGUACCAUUGACUCGUCGAGUAACCAAAUACAUUUAACCAUCACCAACCUUCAAUCAACGGACGCCGCUGAUUAUCACUGCUUUAUGUGGACCGGUAGUCGAUAUAUCUUCGGGACGGGAACCAAACUGAAUCUGGGCACUCCGCGAUCCCCAGCGGUGUCCGUCCUCCCACCUUCGGAGGCCGAAGUCUCGGGAAAGAACAGCGCCACCCUGGUGUGUUUGGUGAGCGGGUUUAAUCCGGGCGUUGUGGACAUUGAGUGGACGGUGGACGGCAGGGCGAGAAGUGAUGGCGUUGAGACCAGCCGGAUCCAGCAGGAUAAGGACAACACGUUCAGUGCGAGCAGUUACCUGACUCUGCCAGCCACAGUCUGGAACUCACACGAGCUUUACUCCUGUGUGGUUAAACACGAGGCUCGGGCAGGCCCGCUGCAGGCAAACAUCGCGCGAUCCAGCUGCAUGUAAUCCAAGCAGUUUGUGUAUUCUGUUUUGCUUCCUUAGAAAUGUGUAUCAUCGUAGUUAGACAAUUACACAAAGUUUUGUCUAAUACAGUUUCAAUUAAAAAAGUUGUACGUUAAGUUGUACGAUUCUCACAGUGGAUUCAUUCAGAAGUUAAAACCAUCAAUGUAUCUUUGUCGCAACGUAAUAAAACCUCUAUUAUCACCGGG
Molecule: messenger RNA, 1773 nt
Organism: Amblyraja radiata (thorny skate)
Lineage: Eukaryota; Metazoa; Chordata; Chondrichthyes; Rajiformes; Rajidae
Product: immunoglobulin alpha-2 heavy chain-like
Exons: 6
Coding region: 71-1570 (499 amino acids)
Source: RefSeq, a predicted model, not a curated record